This is a messenger RNA of Sardina pilchardus (European sardine), 1473 nucleotides long. It is a transcript of the gene mcrip2, whose product is annotated as MAPK regulated corepressor interacting protein 2. Lineage: Eukaryota; Metazoa; Chordata; Actinopteri; Clupeiformes; Clupeidae. The record is from RefSeq and is a predicted model, not a curated record. The coding region runs from base 581 to 1060 and encodes 159 amino acids. The transcript has 5 exons.
UGGAAUUUACUUGGCUUGACCGUAACAUUAAAAUCUCCACCAAGUACUGUAGAAUGGCUUCCAUUUUGCAACUGCCCCAUCACAAUGUUUGCAGCAACCUGAAUUGUUUAGGUCAUAUCAUAUGCACAUGCUCACAGAUAAUGUCACUUUAGCACCUUGCCUGUUUUCUCACCUAUUAGUGUCACCACCAGACAGUCUUCAGAGAGAACUUUACAAUCAAUAUGACACUGUUUUCAAAAGAUCCCCAAUAAGAGGAGUAAUUCACACGUCGUGUCUUUGAUGUUUUCGCCCCCACUUCCUUAGCAGUGUGUGGUAUACAUCCUAUAGGCGGUGCCUAAGCUGUCCUAGUGUGUCAACUGCUGUCACUGAGCGGUCAGUCCGAAAACGGCAGCAACAGCGAGCGGACGAGUCGGCAACAGGCAACACUGAACAAAGUUUAAUGUAAAAAUCUGGACACGUUGCCUGUCUGGAAAUCCAAAGGAUUACCAGAAUAUUGCUGCAAUUUGAAUAUGCGCAGCACGUCUAGCAUUGUUUUGUAACGUGUCGGUCGAACUGGAUAUCUAGGGCGCUUGGAACACUUAUGUAUGUAGAACUAGUGUUACUUUUUGAAGUUUUGGUAGCUUGCCUGCACAUGAUGUACACAAUCACAAGAGGUCCCAGCAAACUUGUUACGCAACGGAGAACAGGUACACCACAGCAGACAGAGACCAAAACAACGGACUUGAAACACAAACAGCCCCACUGGUUUACAACAAACUACCCUGCUCCGAAGAUUGUUUUCCACCGAUUAAACGGGCAGAGGUACCACAAACCGUCUGUCGCAAAAACUGUCCCACGUGAAGGCUUCACGCCCGCACAUGAAGAGAAUGUUAAGUUUGCCUCGGAAGCUUGGAAGGAGGUGGAGCAGAGCAUGGGAGCCAGCCGUCGCCCAGAGACCAGCAGAGGACCCGUCCAGUACGCAGAGAAGACCCCCAGCCCAGUCAUGAGCAACUUUGUGCCCAUUGACCUGGAGGAGUGGUGGGCCCAGCGCUUCCUAGCCAACAUUGGCAACCUGUCGUGAAGGAGCCCCGCCAAAGGAGGAGGUGGAGUGAGACCCCAGCGACCGGACUGUGAUCUGAGGUCUGGUGAGGGGCCUGGUAAUCUGCUGGGAGCUCAAAAGAACAGGAAUCAGAAAAGCCUGAGAAACAGAAACCGAGAGAAUCUCUGGGUUGAGCCGUGUGUGACGGACUUUAGACUCCUGCCUCACCACCUCUCCAGACUGACCUUGUCUGGCUGGCCAGUCAGUGUGCACGGAUUUCCUGGUUCGACCUUCACCAUCACCCUGUUUUUCUACAUCCCCCACCCCCACCACUCAGGACUCACUGCAAGCUAUGCACUGAAGUGAAUUGAGAUUAAAUGUUUUCUUCGUACUUGGUAUGUCUUGGUGUAAAUAAAACUUGGGACAAGGGGAUAGGAAUAAAAAAGUAAAGAUGA